AUGACGACGAGGCGUGUAGUUGUGGCGGUCCUGGUUCUGCUCAACCUGUGCGGUCCCACCCUGCAGUUUGAUGCGCCUGACGGCCCCCGACACCAGGACCAGGCCGCAUGGGGAGAAGUCGUCCCUUCACUGGAGGCCGUGAAGGAUCCGGUCCUUGUGGAGUCCCGAGAACCCGAGGAGGCGUUUGACUCCGCCCCCGUGUUUGGAGAACACGGCAACCUCAGAUGGGUGUCGUGGAACGGCUCCCUGCCCGACGGGGCGGUGGCCAUCUUUAACGGCUACGCAGAGCGCACCGACUACGUGUGCAAGGUCCACUGCGAGGCGGGUUUCUUCACGGCCACCAAAGGCAGCUUCUGCCGCUACCCCUACGCCGACAAAGAGUAUGCCUCGUCCGGGUUUGAGGUUCUGGUUAACGUGGACCACUUUGAGUUUCUGGAGUGGGUGGAGGACUCGUACGGGUCUGUGCCUCAGAACGCUGUGAGAACCUGCGGCGACGUGGACAUCUUUGUGGGCAAGAACAAGUACGGCCUCGGCAAGGUGGUGAGCCAACAUGAAGCCUUCUUCCUGCCCUGGGAGGGCGACGAGUACUGGUACAAGAAGUACCAGGUCCUGGCCAUCAACAGGGACGCCUACAGCCAGCACAUCUCCCACGUGGAAUACGCCGUGGACCAAAUGAAGCUCUUCCACCAUCCUCCGGAGACCCUGCAGACGGCCAAGGUCACCAACCUGGAGUGCGGCGGCGUGCAGAAGACGGUGAGGCUGGAGAAGACCAGCGCCACCGAGAAGACCUGGGACAUCGGCAGGGAGACCCGCAACGGCUCCGUUUCCACCAUGAAAGCCAAGGUGCCCGUCCUGGGCCCCGAGACGGUGGAUUUCACCAGGGAGCAGACGGUGACCUUCUCGGAGGGGACCAGCGUGGUGGAGGCCAUCAGCCACUCGGUCAGCGUGGAGCUGCUGGUCCCGCCCAACUUCUCUUGCAGCGUCAGAAUGGACGGCAGGAAGAUGAGGGCCGACAUUCCCUUCACAGCCCGGCUCAGCCGCACCAACCACGACGGGGACACCCGCUGGACGUACGUCACGGGCACCUAUGACGGCGUGAGCGUGGGCGAGAUCAACGCCGUAGUGGAGAGGUGUCAGCCCGUGUCUGAGACGCUUCCUUGCUCUCCGACGGAAGAAUGA
Molecule: messenger RNA, 1179 nt
Organism: Dunckerocampus dactyliophorus (ringed pipefish)
Lineage: Eukaryota; Metazoa; Chordata; Actinopteri; Syngnathiformes; Syngnathidae
Product: natterin-3-like
Exons: 2
Coding region: 1-1179 (392 amino acids)
Source: RefSeq, a predicted model, not a curated record